AUGGCCGUCCGCUCCGAUUCACAGCAGGCGGUCUUUUCGUCCUACGCGCCCCGUUUGCGCACCUACAACAAUGCCCUCCUCCAGCCAGUUCUCCCGGGCGCAGCGCCCGCCAACCCGCUAGCCCGCACCACCAAGCGGGGAACCACAAUCAUCAACUACGCCGAGGACGGCUACGACUACGACGAUGAUGACGAUGACGAUAGCAGGCGGCGCCCGACUGGGUUGCGCAGCCUGCGCCGCGACGACAGCGCCGCCAAGAUCGAUCCCAGCGAGAAGGUCGGCAAGGAGACCUCCGAGCCCGUCGACAUGCAGGGCGUGUACCGGGAUUGGAUGGCUAAGUCCCGUGUGAGCCGGUCCGAUGCCCAAAACUAUGCGCAGGCCUGUCUCCCUCUCACACUGAUUCCCAUCCGAAUCGAUCUCGAGAUCCCCGCCUUCACCCCACAGCCUGCCCUUGUCGCACCCGGGCCCGUCGACCCCAGCCAUCCGUACUACAAGCCGCAAGAGACGACAGUACCAUACCGUUUGCGCGAUGCCUUCCUCUGGAAUCUCCACGAAACCCUGAUUACGACCGAUAUGUUCGCGACGCAACUUGUGCAGGACCUCGAUUUGCCGAACCGGGCGAUGGCCAUCGCCGAGAUUAGCAAGCAAAUACGGACCCAGCUCGAAGAAUACGCGGGUGUUGCUCUGCAUCCUCUUUUCCAUUCUCACGCUACACGGUCGAGCGCGCCAGAGCCCUCCAAGGCGGCUAGCCGCCUCGAUUCCGCGACGCCUGGCCCCAAUGUCGUUCUCAGCCGUGCCGACACGCCGCUAGUUCCUGGGGGCACCGUCAAGCUUACCGCUGCAUCAGGCGUUGUCCAGACAUCGCAAGGCGACAUCUCCGCUGCGGCGACUCCCAUCCCACCAGAAGACAAUGCCGCGGACGACGACGCGAGCCCAGACGACACGUACCGUUGCAUCAUCAACCUGAACAUUAACCUGUCAUCACAAGUGUACACGGACAAGUUCGAGUGGUCGCUUCUCCACCCGCCGGGGACUGCAGAGGUCUUUGCCAAGCAGACAUGCGCGGAUCUCGGUCUACACGGCGAAUGGAUCCCGGCCAUGACACAUGCCAUCUACGAAGCCGUUCUCAAGCUCAAGAAGGAAGCUUGCGAGUCGGGCGGCUUGGUCGCUGGCUGGGGUGCAUCUGCGGCCGCGGCAGCUGCUGCUGCUGCCGGCGGUAUCCUCCCGGCGGGUGUGUCCACGAAUGAGUUCCCCAACGAUGCGGCCGUGACGGCCGGGGGCGAAGGUGCCGGGUGGCGAUACGACCCCGAGCACUUGGCGGAUGACUGGGAGCCGAAGCUGGAGACGCUUAGCAAAGAGGAGAUCGAGAAGCGCGAGGGUGACCGCGAGCGGCAGAUCCGGCGUCUGCGCCGCGAGACGGCCCGCUUCAGCAGUAAUACGGGAAUGGCCGGAGGCGUGCCUCUUGGGUUCGCAUUUUCCGGUCUCAUCGAGCAGGAAGAGGAGCGCAUGGGCCGUGGCGAGCGCAGUAAGAAGAAGAAGCGGUUCCGCAGUUUGUCGCCGCCGCCCGGUGGACGAUCGGGCACACCAGGAGGCCGCGGCACACCGGCUGCUGGUGGUGCUAGUGCGGAGGGGUAUGGUGGUGGUGACACGCUGACGGACCAGGAGCGACCGAACUGGCGGUGCUUUCAUUGCAGGGUGUGGGGGACGAGUGCGUGGGCGGUGCGACCUGGGCCUAUGGGGCCGAAGACCCUCUGCAGCAACUGCGCCUACAUAUACGAGCGCUACCGCGUGCUGCCCCGCUGGACCAAGCUCCUGCACGCCAACGACGCCCGGCCGUUCUAG
This is a messenger RNA of Dichotomopilus funicola, 1842 nucleotides long. RefSeq lists its product as uncharacterized. The transcript has 2 exons. Gene Ontology annotation, molecular function: transcription coregulator activity. Gene Ontology annotation, biological process: chromatin remodeling; positive regulation of pseudohyphal growth by positive regulation of transcription from RNA polymerase II promoter. The coding region runs from base 1 to 1842 and encodes 613 amino acids. Gene Ontology annotation, cellular component: nuclear chromosome; nucleus; RSC-type complex. NCBI's taxonomy places the organism in Eukaryota, Fungi, Ascomycota, Sordariomycetes, Sordariales, Chaetomiaceae. The record is from RefSeq and is a predicted model, not a curated record.